AUGCCAAACAGCAUACCGCCCGAAAUCAUCUGCUCCGAGACCUACCCAAAAGCCGAGCCGGUCGAGCUGUUCCGGAGAGCAGCAAGAUCCAAGGCGUUCCUUGGACAAAUAGCCGCGGACAAGCCAGACUCACCGGUACCGCGGCCUGCGAGUCUCCAACCUCUCCCCACCAAUCCUUAUCACCUCUGGUACGAGCUUGUUGGCAUAUACUCGCGCGGCGGUCUAACCAAGACCACGGACAAGCUUAUUGCACUAUCAGGCAUUGCACGGGAGAUCCUACCACAUCUGGGAGGCAAGACGCCAGAAACGACAGAGCGGAAGAACCAACCCGUUUGCCCGAGUCCUGGCGAGCCAUAUCAAGCGCCGUCGUGGUCCCGGGUGUCCGUCCACUGCCCCGUCGCUGUCGACUACCAGCUGCAUAGCACCCCACACGACGCUCUUGCCACUGUCGAAGAAGCCCAGGCCACGCCGAAGCUGGGCCCGUUCGGCGGGGUUCGCCCAGGCGCCCACCUCAGGAUCAAGGGCACGGUAUACAAGGCACAGUUCCGCUACUCCCACUUCUCCGGCAGAGGCUGGCCCGAGCUUACCAUUGGAACCAAGAGAAUAUCGAGCAAGUUCAAGGGCUCGUUUGCCAUCUUGCCCGACGAUCUCUUCGCAGAUGAUGCACACACCCGCCAAAGGUAUCGCCAUGUCCGCCUGCUGCCUAUCCUCCAGUCCAAACAGAAAGGCACGUUCAGCCGUCAGAGUCCUGGCAGCUGGGCCUGGCUGGUCAUGUUGAUGCUGGUGCCAAUGACGGACAAGCCGGGCGAGUGCAGGCGGUUUGGCCUCCUGGAGCUCAAGGGCAAUGGGAGUGAUACGGGGAAGCGAGUGUGUGAUCCGCUGCAUGGGACGUUCACCAUAAUAUGA
Messenger RNA from Lasiosphaeria miniovina, 906 nucleotides. RefSeq lists its product as uncharacterized. Lineage: Eukaryota; Fungi; Ascomycota; Sordariomycetes; Sordariales; Lasiosphaeriaceae. Bases 1 to 906 code for a protein of 301 amino acids. The record is from RefSeq and is a predicted model, not a curated record. The transcript has 3 exons.